AUGGCUCUGUCAGUCCUUACUUCGGGCUCUUCCAGACAGCUUUCCUCAUAUAGCAUUGGAGGUGGUGGUGGUGGAGGGUCUGUCAGAUUAUCUAGUGGUGGAGGAUUUAGUAGUGGAUUUGGUAGUGGUUCCAAAUAUGUUGGGGGAUACAGUGGAGCAGGUUAUGCUGGAGGAAGCCUUGUUGGAGGUGGAUUGGGUGGAGGGUUUGGUGGAGGUUCUGGUGGGGGCUUGGGCAGUGGCUUGGGUGGAGGCUUUUCAAGUAGCAGCUUUGCGGGUGGCUUUGGUGGUGGCUAUGGAAGUAGCCUUGGUAGUGGUUAUGGAGGUGGCUUUGGUGGUGGCAUUGGAGGGGGAGAUGUUGGUCUCCUUUCUGGGGGUGAGAAGCAGACCAUGCAGAAUCUCAAUGACCGCCUUGCUAACUACUUGGGCAAAGUACACGCUCUUGAAGAGGCAAACACAGAACUUGAACUCAAAAUCAAAGAAUGGUAUGCCAAGUACAGCAUCCCUGACACCACUCGAGACUACAGCAAGUAUAUGAACAUCAUUGAAGAUCUGCGGGGCAAAAUACUUAGACAAACCAUUGAAAAUGCUGGGAUCAUUUUGCAAAUCGACAAUGCUCGCCUAGCUGCUGAUGAUUUCAAACUCAAGUAUGAAAAUGAACUCUUCCUGCACCAGAAUGUGGUGAAUGAUAUCAAUGGCCUGAGGAGAGUCUUGGAUGACUUAACCAUGCAUAGGUCUGACCUAGAGCUGCAGAUCGAAAGCCUAAAUGAGGAGCUUGCUUACCUCAAGAAGAACCAUGAGGAGGAACUAAAGAGCUUCCGAGGAGCAUCUAGUGGGGAUGUCAAUGUUGAAAUGGAUGCUGCUCCAGGAGUUGACUUGACUAAAUUGCUGAAUGAAAUGAGAUCCCAGUACGAGUCACUUGCAGAGAAGAAUCGUCAAGAGGCAGAAGAUCGAUUCAACCAACAGGUUGGAGCUCUGAGGCAAGAGAUUUCUGCUAAUGUGGAUCAGCUAAGCUCAAGCAAGAGUGAAAUUACAGAGCUGAGACGUACCAUACAAGGGCUCGAACUGGAACUUCAGGCCCAGCUUGCCAUGAAACAAUCCCUUGAAGGCACUUUGUCAGAAACAGAACGGAACUACUGUGAUCAGCUCAACCAAAUUCAGGGUCAGAUAGCUGGCAUAGAAGAACAGCUUUUCCAACUCCGGUCUGAAAUGGAGACCCAGAAUUCAGAGUACCAGCAGCUUUUAGGGAUCAAGACACGUCUGGAGCAAGAGAUUGAGACCUACCGCCGCCUACUGGAUGGAGAAGGGGGUAGCUUUGGAGUUUCUUAUGGAUCUACAAGCUAUAGUUCUAUGGGAUCAGGAAGCUCUGGCACAGAUUCUAAAAAAACCAGAAAGAUUAAGACAGUUGUGGAAGAAAUUGUUGACGGCAGAGUCGUUUCAUCCCAGGUCAAAUCAGUUGAGGAGAAGCAAGCAACAUAAAUGCCAAUGACCUUUACUUUUAAUACAUGUCCCAGCUGGGAAGCAAAAGAAGACAAUGCUUUCAAGAAUUAUGCAGAAAAACAGUUUAUCCCUUUUUAAAAAAUUCUUUUUACGUUUCUCUCCUCUGCUCACCUUUCUUUAAGCAAUCUCCA
Molecule: messenger RNA, 1628 nt
Organism: Sceloporus undulatus (fence lizard)
Lineage: Eukaryota; Metazoa; Chordata; Lepidosauria; Squamata; Phrynosomatidae
Product: keratin, type I cytoskeletal 10-like
Exons: 8
Coding region: 1-1476 (491 amino acids)
Molecular function (GO): structural molecule activity
Source: RefSeq, a predicted model, not a curated record